AUGACGGACGAUGCCUCGCACCGUGCCGCCAAGGCAGAAGAGGCGAACGACGCGGAAUCCCAAAAAAUCAUCAACCUCGUCCUCGUUUCCUUUCACGCCUGCAUCUGCUCAUUCACGGCGUCCUCCGUCAUCCCCGCCUUCGGGGACAUUGCCAAGCGGCUCGGCGUCACCAUCCAGGCCGCCUCGUACAUGACGUCGCUACAAAUCGCCGUCUUGGGCGGUGCACCGUUCCUCUGGAACCCGCUGGCACGCCGGUAUGGCCGCCUGCCCAUCUUCGUGUCGUCGCUGCUCGGCAGCGUUGCCUGCAACAUUGGAAGUGCCCGCAGCACCACGUACGGUGAGCUUGCAGCGUGCCGCGCUCUCGGCGCAUUCUUCAUCUCGCCCGCUGCAGCGCUCGGCAGCGGCACCGUCCAGGAGAUGUUCUUUGCCGGCGAGCGUGCGCAGUACAUGGGCGUGUGGACGCUCAUGUUCACCUUUGGCGUGCCCUUUGCCCCGUUCCUUUUUGGCUUCGCAGUCGAGCGGGUAGGCUACGAGUGGAUAUUCUGGACACUGGCCAUUACCAAUGUUGUCCAAUUCGUCUUUUACCUAGCCCUGGGGUCCGAAACCAGGUACAUCCGCGGCACCGGCGACGCGGCGACUCCCAUCCCUCGCCGUCUGGCCCUGCGGCGCAUCGACCCAACACCGUUCUCAGCGCUCGAGUUCGUGUAUCCCUUCAUCUACGCCGUGCGGUGGCGUGUCGCUAUCCCUGCAGCCUCCUACGCCAUGACGUUCCUCUUCUGCAACGUGGUGACAUCGGUCGAGAUCCCGCAGCUCUUUGCCGAAAAGUUUCACUUUGGCGGACAGACUCUUGGCCUGCAGUUCCUCGCGCUCAUCAUCGGUAGCCUCAUCGGCGAGGGGCUCGGCACCGUCGCGUCGUCGUGGUGGAUGGCGCGCGGGCCCGCGGCGCGACUCGGCCGUCUGCCCCCGCCGGAGCGCCGUUUAUGGCUCAGCCACAUCGGUUACGCGUGGUCCAUCUGCGGCAUAGUCGUUUUCCUCGUUAUGAGCGCGCAGCUGCGCGUGUAUAACGUGAGCCCCGUCGUCGGUGCAGGCAUCGCCGCCGCGGGCAACCAGGUCGUCACGACAGUGCUGGUCAACUACGCAGUUGACUGCUACCCUGACGACGCAGCGAGCGUGGGCGUCUUCAUCACAUUUGUGCGCCAAACAUGGGGCUUUAUCGGUCCUUUUUGGUUCCCGCAAAUGUUUGCCGCUACAGGCGCAGGAAGCGCAGGUAUCGCUGUUGGCCUGCUUAUCGCUGUUAGUGUCAUUCCAACCAUUGUACUGCAAAUCGCCGGCAGCAAGUGCAGCGUCCAGCCACCUAAAGAAAGCACCGAGCGUGAAGAGAGCGAGACCAAGCAAGUGAUUCUCAGUUAG
Cordyceps fumosorosea ARSEF 2679 is the source of this 1410-nucleotide messenger RNA. Its product is annotated as MFS transporter. Gene Ontology annotation, molecular function: transmembrane transporter activity. The record is from RefSeq and is a predicted model, not a curated record. Lineage: Eukaryota; Fungi; Ascomycota; Sordariomycetes; Hypocreales; Cordycipitaceae. The transcript is spliced from 4 exons. Gene Ontology annotation, biological process: transmembrane transport. The coding region runs from base 1 to 1410 and encodes 469 amino acids.